Messenger RNA from Danio aesculapii, 4086 nucleotides. RefSeq lists its product as uncharacterized. The record is from RefSeq and is a predicted model, not a curated record. The transcript is spliced from 10 exons. The coding region runs from base 325 to 2463 and encodes 712 amino acids. NCBI's taxonomy places the organism in Eukaryota, Metazoa, Chordata, Actinopteri, Cypriniformes, Danionidae.
ACUUUAGAAGGAUCGGCAUUGAUUAACGCGAACGGGUUUGAACGAUUCAGUCCGUUUUGGUGAACUGUUAAGAGAUUUACUUUAAAGAAUCGGUUCACAAAAUCGAUUCGCCCAAACGAACUGGACAACAGUUUUACGCCUUGCAGGAGACUCGAAAAUGCAUAAAAGACUCGAAUUGUAAACAAACGUAUUCUAUCAUAUUGCUUUAUUUAAAUAUCUCGGGUCUCCAGAUUUGUUGUUUCUUUCAGAAAACGCGCUGGGUGUGCCUCAGAAACUCACUAAUACUGUUUUUAUGAACCAGAUUUAGCUGGAAACUGCAACAGUAUGAAGAUCAUUUUAGGGAUCAUUUUUCUACUACCAGCUUGCGGUGUGUUUGGUGCUGAAACGAAUGAGCCAGUGUCAGUGAUGGAGGGACAGACUGUGACCCUUAACACUGAUAUUAUUGGUAUAAAGGAAAUCACUCGAAUAAUGUGGAGGUUUGAAACUUUACCCAUUGCUGAAUUCAAUAACAACAAGACCACGUAUCUCAAUGACCCUGAGAGAUUCAACAGACUGAAGCUGAACAGUCAGACUGGUUCUCUGACCAUCAUGAACAUCAAAACCACAGACACUGGACUUUAUAAAGCAGAGAUCAACCACAACACUGGGACUUCAAAGUGGUUAUUCAAUGUUACGCUCAGUGUUCCAGAUUCAGGCUUAUCUCCAGGUGCUGCAGCAGGAAUAUCUGUCAUCGUUCUUCUGCUGGUGUUUGCAGGAGCAGCUGCUUUUGUGUUUUACCAUCGCCACAAAUUUCUUCCUAAAAUGGAGGGGCAAAAAAAAGAGUUCGUUGUUCAACAAUGUCAGAUGUAUGAUGCGAAGAUAGUGUCUGUGAAGGAGGGAGAAUCUGUCACUCUAAAGCCUGAUGCUGUAAUUGAGAGAGACGAUCAGAUACUGUGGAAGUUUGGACCGCAAGAGACUCUUAUUGCUGAAGUCAAUGGAAAUACCAGAGAGAUCUCCACAGGUGAUUGUGCUGAUGGAAGAUUCAGAGACAGACUGAUGCUGGACUCUAAGACUGGAUCAGUAACAAUAACAAAUACAGCAAGUGAACAUGUUGGAGUCUAUAAACUGAAGAUCAUCAGCAGCACCGGGACCUCAUACCAAACAUUCAUUCUUACUCUCAUACAGGAUGUGAUGUCAGUGUCAGAGGGAAGUUCUGUCACUUUAAACAAUGACACUGAAAUACAGAACAAUGAUCUGAUCCUGUGGAUGUUUGGAGAUGAAGACAGUCUCAUAGCUCAAUUGGAAAAGACCACAGGUACAGUCGCCUUUCCUGAUGUGAGAUUUAAAAGUCUGAACCUCGACAAGAAGACUGGAUCUCUGACCAUCACAAACUUCAAAAACAAUCACACAGGACUGUACAAACUACAGAUCAGCAACAGCAGCAGGGCAACCACAAGCAAGAACUUCAAAGUGCUGUUAAACUUCAACAAAGUGUCAGUGAUGGAGGGAAAACCUGUCACGCUAAAGGUUAAUGGUGAAAUUGGUAAAACAGAUCAGAUACAGUGGCUGUGCGGAGAAGAAAACACUCUCAUUGCUGAAAUCAAGGAAGGGGGCAGUGAGACCGUUACAUAUGAUACAACUGAUGGGAGAUUCAAAGGCAAUCUGAUGUUGGAUGACAAGACUGGAUCUCUGACCAUCAAGAACACCAGACCUGAACACACUGGACUGUAUACACUAAAGAUCAACAGCAGCAAAGGGGCAUCGGACAAACAGUUCUUCAUUAUUGUCAAAGGUAUGACAUUAGGAAAGGAGGGAAACAACAUCACUCUGAAUGUACAUGCUGAAUUACAAAGAGAUGGUCUGAUCCUGUGGAUGUUUGGAGAUGAAAACAGUCUCAUAGCUCAAAUGAAUGGAGAAACCACAGAGACCACAUUUACUGAAGCCGACGAGAGAUUCAGAGACAAACUGCAGCUGGACAAGAUGACUGGAUCUCUGACCAUCAGAGACAUCACAAAUGAACACUUUGGAGCUUAUAAACUACACAUCCUCAGCAGCAAAAAGCCCACCUACAGCACAUUCAGAGUCUUUGUGUUUGGUGAAUCUGUUUCAAACACGGUGUCUGUGAUCACGGGAGAAAGCUUAAUUUUGAUCACUAAUUUUAAUGUAGAGCGAGGUGACCAACUGCAGUGGACAUUUGAAGGUGAGAUUCUAGCAUCUGGAAGGAACGGAGAUGUCAGUGAGACUUCAUACGGGGGUGAUAAGAGAUUCAGAUGCAGGCUGGAGCUGCACCAUCAAACCGCAUCUCUGACCGUGAAAAACACCAGAAGCAGCGACACUGGAGUUUAUCAGCUGAACUUCUGGAAUAGACAGAAGAAAAACAUUUGCUUGAAAGUCAAUGUUACCGUUUCUGAUGACUCCAGAAACACACCGUCUGAAUCAGUAAAUAUACAGAUGCCGCAUGAAGAAAUCCUGAGUUAUCUGUGAGUUAAACAGACCUUCCUGAACGUUUUGAAAUCUAUAGGAUACACUGAAAUGCUCUUCUUAGAUUUUUUAUUCUAGUGCAAAUAUCCUAAAAAAUCUUAAAUCAAGAAGCAUUUUCUAGACUUUCUAGUCUUGUUUUAAGAAAAUAAUUGAAUAAAAUUAAGUGUUUUCUUAACACAAAAAAUAAAUCCGCCAAUGGUGUAAGCAAAAUAACCAUGUUUCCUUUUCACAUAAGAUUAUUUAGUUUAUUAUAUUGCUUGUUUUAAGGAAAAACUCAAUUUUGAUACACUCUUUCCUAAAACCAAGACAAUCUGUGCUGCUUGUCUAGAAAAUGCUUCUUGAUUUGAGAAUUAUUAAAUAUUUGGACUAGAAGCAAGGCACAGAUUUAGAUAAGAAAAGCUUUUUGUGCAGUGUAGUUGAACCUGUGCAUGUUAAUGAUGUACAAUCGUUAGUAAAUAGGAUGCGAGUGCAGCUAUUGGUCAGUUUGAGAAACAAAGUGUUUUGACUAUUUAUUCAACAGAGGGCCACAGAGGUUUGUUCUUUCUUGGGUUGUAAUCAACUUUAUCUGUGAUCUCAAUGUUUGAUAUGUGUUGUUGCAUUACAUUGAUGUCUAUUGAAGAGACUGUUUACCCCAAAAUGAACAUUUAUUCACUAUUUACUCAUCCUCAAGUGAUUACAAACCUUUAUUGAGUUCCUUUUUCCAUUCAACAUGAAGUUAUAAUUUUUUUUUUGGAAAGCUGUAAACGUUGACUUCCAUUAUAGGAAAAGCUGAUAUUAUGGAAGUCAGUGGUUACAGAUAUUCAACAUUUCUUCAAAAUGUCUUUUGUUGGUUUGUGACAAGUGAAAGGAGAGUAAAUGAUGACAGAAUUGUCAUUUAUGGGUGAAGUGUUAAUGUUUAAUUACUGGUUAGAAUGAUCAUUAAAUAGGUUUGCUAUAAUGUGAAGUGUGAUGUAAUAAACUGUGCAUGUUUCCUUCUCGAUUAUUUGUAUUUCAGUUAUGAAGUUUUCACAUAUCAGUGAAGUAGUUGAUGCUCCAGCAGUGACUUUCUGUCUGUUCACCACACAACACUGGGUUAAAUAUGGACAACCCCAAAAUUUCUUUAUUUUUUAAAUUAAAAUUAAAAUACUCUUUUUAACCCAAUGGUUAAGUUUAUCCAUAUUUGACCCAAUGUUGUGUUAUGAAAUUCAGCGUUUUUAGAGUGCGCUAAAUGUUAAUUAAAUCUCAAUUUCUGAAACCUUUAGAUAUAGAGUUUGAUGUACACAACAUUUAAGCUCUUAGCAAUGUUGCUGAAUCUACAUAUGCAUGAAUAUAGUCUUGCUGCAGAUCAGAAUAAGAUAAGCGUGGGAUAUAUUUUGAUUCGUGUGCACACAUGUAUUUUUAUGAAAGUGCUCCGUUCUCCUUUUGACUCAUUUUACCCUUGGUACUUUUAUGACCCAGCGGUCAGCAGCUUCCCAGAAACGGCCACAUCUAUUAAGAUAUGACAGCUUUAAACAGGUUUCUUUCCAUCUAAUGCUUUUUAAAGGCCAGGUACUGUCUUUAGAAUUGAUUUUCUUGAUGUGAAUAAAGUGUGUGUGCAGACUAAGAAAUGUUUCCAGAGACAAUAAUAAAGUUUUCUUUUAAAACAAA